UGGUUGAGCGUUGCGUUUACGGUUUAGUGUGCAAGCUCUGACCCACGGCUAGAGUUGGUCAGUGCACCGCGGGACUGCCUGCUUUGUUUUGUGGAGGCAUGCUUAAAAUAUGAAAAUAAUAGAGGGAAGAUGAAGCUUUAGACAGUAAAAGCUCACACACUGUCCACUGACGACGUUAUGGCGCAGCUAACAUACAGCGAUAGAACGAACGAGAGAAAGUGUGAUCACCAGACCGGUCGGUAGGGAACUGUGAAGUUGCCGAGAUAAUGAGGACCUGGCUGUAGGAAAGCUAACAUCGUUGUGUGCUGUUCUGUAGAAAUAGCUGGAAGCUGGCUCCCAUGUUUGCCCUACUAUUAAGAAGUACUCAUGAGGGACAAAACUUUGAAGUGCCAGUAAUGGACAAUCUCCAAGGAAACCUGGAUCCUCGUAAACAAGAACUUCUUGAAGCUAGGUUUCUAGGAAACCGAGGAUUCAACCUCCCUCAGGGUCAAAUUGACCAACAGCAACGGUUAUCUCAGACGUGUGGAGUGUCUGCUCUUCAGAGUUCCAUUAGUCAAUCUCAGAGUCAACUAGUGCAGAACAACUGUUUUCAAAAUCAUAAUGAAGGAUCCAACCUCAGUACAACAAGUCUUGGUUCCACUCCUAGUGACAAAGAACCAGAGACCCCAGAAAAACAGCUGUCUCGAACUCCAACUGAGAGGAAAAGGAAAAGAAAGGAGGAGCAGUUACCAGCAGGAGGUAAAGGUGUCAGGAGUGAGACAGGGAAGAAGAUAAAUGAAUACUUCAAGCACCAAGGCCUCAGUCCUAGUCGGUAUGGCGGCUCCAAGUCUCCAACAUCUCCAGGGAUUUUUAUGGGUAACCAGCUGAGUUCAUCUUCUGUAAAUACCAGUCUAGAUUUUUCAAAUAUGGUUGUUCCAGUACAAAGAGCAGGUCAGGUCUGUCACAGAGCCAUCCAGACAGAUCUCACUAUAAAUAAGAUAAAAGAAGUAGAAAGCAAGUCAGCAAUGGAUCUAGAAAUGAGGGAUAACAAAAUAGAUGAAUUACAAAGGGCUAGCGAAGAACUAAAAAGGCAAUUACAAGCUCAACAAAAACUCAUAGAAAAACAUAAGGAACAAAUCAAAAAGUGUACAGAAGUAACAAAACAACUACUUAUAGAAAAGUCCAUGAUGGAGAAAAAACAAGCCAGACAAAGAUGUAUGCAGAAUAGGCUGAGGCUAGGUCAGUUUGUGCCCCAGCGGCAAGGGGCAUCUUUUGUAGAGAACUGGGUAGAUGGGCAUGCCUUCACGGAGUUGAUAAAGAAACAAGAGCAUAUUACAAUGGAAAGGGAAGAAAUAGAACGUCAACGUAAGCUUCUUGGUAAGAAAAAACCAAGUACAGCCCAACAGAAAGGAAAGGGUACUAAUGGAAGUUCCACGAGUCUGACCAAUGGGGAUUUCCUGAAACCAGAGCCACCAAAGGAGCUAAGUUGGUACGAUUACUAUGAACAAGAGGAGAUAUUAAAGUUACGACAGGCAGCACUAAAGAAAGAGGACAUGGAUCUACAGAUGGAGCUGGAGAAACUAGAACGGGAACGGAACCUCCACAUCCGAGAACUGAAGAGGAUACACAAUGAGGACCAGUCGAGGUUUAGUAACCAUACCGUUUUGAUUGAUAAAUACUUACUGUUGAUCUUGCUGGGAAAAGGAGGAUUUAGUGAAGUUCAUAAAGCUUUUGAUUUGAAAGAGCAGCGAUAUGUAGCUUGUAAAAUACAUCAACUCAAUAAAGAUUGGAAAGAUGACAAGAAAGCCAACUACAUAAAACAUGCUCUGAGAGAGUACAACAUCCACAAAGCCCUCGACCAUCCUCGAGUUGUGAAACUGUAUGAUGUGUUUGAAAUAGACGCCAACUCCUUCUGCACAGUUUUGGAAUACUGCGAUGGUCACGACCUAGACUUCUACCUGAAGCAGCACAAGAGCAUGCCAGAGAAGGAGGCUCGAUGCAUCAUCAUGCAGGUGGUGCAUGCCCUCAAGUACUUGAAUGAGAUCAAACCACCAAUUAUUCAUUACGAUCUCAAACCUGGUAACAUUCUUCUUGGAAGCGGAAGCGGCAGUAAUGAAAUAAAAAUUACUGACUUUGGAUUGAGUAAGAUCAUGGAUGAUGAAAACUAUAGCCCUGAGUAUGGAAUGGACCUGACAUCUCAGGGAGCUGGGACUUACUGGUACCUACCUCCCGAGUGUUUUGUAGUCGGAAAGAAUCCACCUAAAAUCUCCUCAAAAGUUGAUGUAUGGAGUGUAGGAGUGAUUUUUUACCAGUGUCUGUACGGGAGAAAACCCUUUGGUCAUAAUCAGUCUCAGGCUACCAUCUUAGAAGAAAGUACAAUUCUUAAAGCCACAGAAGUGGACUUUCCAGCUAAGCCUGCUGUCAGCAAUGAGGCUAAA
Limulus polyphemus (Atlantic horseshoe crab) is the source of this 2417-nucleotide messenger RNA. Its product is annotated as serine/threonine-protein kinase tousled-like 1. The transcript has 18 exons. Gene Ontology annotation, biological process: intracellular signal transduction; peptidyl-serine phosphorylation; chromosome segregation. Gene Ontology annotation, cellular component: nucleus. The annotation marks the transcript as partial. Gene Ontology annotation, molecular function: ATP binding; protein serine/threonine kinase activity. NCBI's taxonomy places the organism in Eukaryota, Metazoa, Arthropoda, Merostomata, Xiphosura, Limulidae. The record is from RefSeq and is a predicted model, not a curated record.